Molecule: messenger RNA, 1511 nt
Organism: Amphibalanus amphitrite
Lineage: Eukaryota; Metazoa; Arthropoda; Thecostraca; Balanomorpha; Balanidae
Exons: 2
Coding region: 127-1242 (371 amino acids)
Source: RefSeq, a predicted model, not a curated record
UACGGCGAUGACUACAAAAUAUCUAAGGCGUACGUGGAGACGCUGCUCACCUGGCCCGCGAUCAGAGCCACGGAUAUAGACGGGCUGGAAGACUUCGCUAUCAAACUGAGAGGCUGUUUGAAUGCUAUGGAAGACAUCAGCAGUCUAACUGAGGUAAACCACCCGAAGAACCUGCAGAAGAUUGUUGGCAAGCUGCCAGCCGCCCUUCAAGAGGGCUGGCGCCGGUUAGCCUUCUCUCUGACAAGACAGGACGCGAAGCCCAGCUUUCAAGAUGUCGUGGAGUUCGUGGAGAAGGAAGUGGAAGUGGCGGCCGAUCCCGUGUUUGGAACCGCUGAGAUGGCCGCUAUCUCCAGUGGAACGAAGUCAUCACCUGUAAACAGAAGAGAACAAGCUGUAAAAGUGAAGAAAUCGAAAAUUCAUGUGACGAAAACAACGGAAGAUGCAGCAAACGGCGAACUCUGUCCGUGUUGCAAGGAAGGUCACGACCUGGAAGCGUGCCAGAAGAUGCUGCAUAAAACUACCAGCGAGAGACUGGAGCUGGUCAAGAAAAGUGGCCUAUGCUUUGGAUGCCUCCGAUACGGGCACAGCUCUAGACAGUGUCGCAAAAGGAAGACAUGCUCGAAGUGCGGCUCUCGUCACCCAACUCUGCUUCACAUGGACUCAAGAAAUUCAGAAAAAGAAAGACCCGGUCCGCUGCCCGAGCCAAGAAGUGAAGUAUGCGGCGGAACGACGACGGACCGAGCCGGACCUGUCAUGUCCAUACUACCCGUGCUGGUCACGGGCCGGAACGGAAAAACAAGCAAAACGUACGCUUUUCUUGACAGUGGCAGCUCGGCGACAUUCAUCACCAACGCUCUCGCUGAGAAGUUGAAGCUAAAGGGAGAAGAAACGUCACUGGCGAUAACGACCGUGGAGCAAGACGAGCUAAAAAUCAGCAGCCAAGCCCUAACCGGACUUCAAGUAUCAAGCCUGGACGGGAGCGGCAGCGUAAAACUGCCGUGUACAUACACAAUCAAGAAGAUCCCUGUCACGAGCAGCGAUAUACCGGACGCAUCUGUCGUGCAGCAGUGGCCUCACCUCGCUGGCAUCAAGAUUCCGGUCGUGGAAGCAGAAGACGUCGGCCUGCUGAUCGGAUGUAACUGUCCUCUCGCCAUGGAGCCCUGGGACGUCGUACACUGCGAAGACGGCGGACCAUACGCCAUCAAGACCCGCCUCGGCUGGACCAGAAUGACGCAGAAGUGAAGCGACCUGCGAUAGUUUCGGUCACAAGCACCUCAGAGAAGAACCCCACAGACAGACUUCUACUGCAGUACUCAUCAUGGUACCGACUGAAGCGAGCGGUGGCGUUCUUCCUGCGGCUGAGACGCCUCCUGAAGGCCAAGGCAGAGCGGGCGCUCUCGGCUCUGCAGACGAGGACAGCAGCACACGACGGGAGCAGAUCGAGUGCCUCGAGUAGGGUAAGGGCGGGUAAGAGUACGCGGGCGAUAAGAGUACGCAUCAGCUGUUUCGGU